UCCCCCCCCCCUCCUGUUUCGUAAAACUAAUGUUUUGUAACGUUUUUAUUGGUGAUGUAACAUUUUAGAUGUUAAAUGCGCUUCAAAAUCUAUCCACCGUCAUAUUCACCUUCACUCACUGAGACAAAGCUCAGGAUUCAGCAAUGUGGGCUGCAAAGCUGCUGAUCCUCCUGGUCGGGCUCUGGCACCAGUCUCACUGUCAGAGCAGGGAUCCUAUGUUCCAGGAAGUGACACAGGCCAUCUUUCCUCCUGAUCAGCUGCACAAUCCAACACAGCUCAACUAUGGAAUGGCUGUCACAGACGUGGACGGCGAUGGCGAUCUGGAAGUGGUGGUAGCAGGAUACAAUGGGCCCAACCUGGUGUUAAAGUAUGACCGCACUCAGAAGAAGCUGGUAAACAUCGCAGUGGACGAUAGUAACUCGCCGUACUUCGCUCUGAGGGACGUAGCGGGGAAUGCCAUUGGGGUCACAGCCUGUGAUGUGGACGGAGAUGGACGUGAGGAGAUCUACUUCCUCAACACGAAUAAUGCCUACUCUGGACGGGCGACUUACUUCGACAAGCUCUUCAAGUUCCGUAACGGUCGCUUUGAGGAUCUGCUCAGUGACGAGCUCAAUGUGCGCCGUGGCGUCGCUAACCGCAUGGCGGGGCGUUCUGUGGCGUGUGUUGACAGAAAGGGAACCGGCCGCUACUCGGUCUACGUGGCAAACUACGCCAGCGGCAACAUCGGCCCCCACGCUCUUUUAGAGAUGGAUGAGGCUGCUAGUGAUGUGGCAAACGGCGUCAUUGCCCUGUCUGAUGUUGCUGCCACAGCUGGAGUCAACAAGCUCACAGGUGGACGCGGUGUUGUGGUUGGACCCAUCCUCAGUGAUACAAGGUCUGAUGUUUUUUGUGACAACGAGAGAGGACCCAACUUCCUGUUCAAGAACAAUGGAGACGGGACUUUUGCUGAAGUUGCCAAGCAGACAGGUGUGGAGGACCAGCAUCAACAUGGUAGAGGAGUAGCACUGGCAGAUUUUAACGGCGAUGGAAGGACAGACAUAGUCUACGGCAACUGGAACGGUCCACACAGACUUUACCUACAGGGCAGUGACUCUAAAUUCCGGAAUAUUGCGACUGCAGGAUUUGCAUCUCCCUCCCCAAUUCGCACGGUUAUAGCAGCUGAUUUUGACAAUGACGGACAACUUGAGGUGUUUUUGAACAAUAUUGCCUACAGAGGAAAUGCACCCAACAAGCUCUUCAGAGUUUCAAGAAGAGCCAAUGCUGACCCUUUAAUCCAGGAACUGGAUGUAGGAGACGCCGUGGAGCCUCAAGGCAGAGGAACAGGCGGCACUGUGACAGAUGUGGACGGAGACGGACAGCUGGACCUACUGAUAGCGCACGGAGAGAGCGCGGCACAGCCGGUCUCCGUCUUUAGGGUCACACAGGGCUCGACCAAUAAGUGGCUUCGAGUCGUCCCUCGCACCCAGUUCGGAUCCUACGCGCGGGGUGCCAAAGUAAGAGUCUUCACGAAGCUGAGUGGCGCUCACACGCGCAUCAUUGAUGGAGGCUCUGGGUACCUGUGUGAGAUGGAGCCAGUCGCACACUUCGGUUUAGGAGGCGAUGACGCGACGGUGCUGGAGGUCUCCUGGCCUGACGGUACCACAACCACUCGUGUCCUCCAGCCUGAAGAAAUGAACUCUGUGGUGGAAGUAACGUACCCCAGCGAGGGAGAAAUGUCCACACUUCACAAUGACACCCAGUGUGGUCAAGGCUUUGCUGUGAAGAAUGGCCGCUGCACAGGAAUCUGAAGACUUCAUUUAAACAUUCUCCGAACUUUGCUUAAAGCCAAGCCUUUUUUUUUUUCUUUUACUCUAUGAGUAUUAUUUUGUACUUGACAAUUUCACAGGUCACCUAAUGUUACAAGUUUUAUUUUCAUUGUGCGAACUCCUGAAAUUAAAUGUUAACAGUUUUCUGAUUGCGACUGACUAAGUAACAAGCCAUAUUCUCUAUAAGUGAUUGAUUGACAACUCGUGUAUGUGUACCUUUUGUAUUUUCCCGCCACCAUCCAAUCUGUAGCACCAGCUUCAUUGUUGGCCAACUCCAGCUCCAGGUUUGAGGCCUCCAAUUUUCAGAUGCUUUCAUUAGUAUUUUAUCUAAAUUGGCAGAGAAGUGACUAGUUAAGCAGCAGUAUUGCAAUUAGACAUUUUUACAGCAUUGUUGCAUGUUUUGAUCAUGUGUCUCCUGAAUGAAGCCCUACUUUGUGCAUCUUGCAGUCUGCAUACAAUCAUAUUGGAAAGAAGUGAACUGAAUGCAUGAUACCGCAGUCCUUGAUGCAAGGCAAAGCUAAUACAAGAUGUGCAUGCACAACAUUUGAUUUUUUUUCUUUCAGCACAAAAUUGAUGACAAGAUGCUCCUUACAGUGUUUUAGUAUUAUGUCCAUCUUUUUUUCUCCGCUAUUUCCUGUUCAUUUUUACUAGCCGCUGUUGACUAAUAGCAAACGAUAACAUUAUGUAAAUAAAGACUCUUGAAUGCA
This is a messenger RNA of Entelurus aequoreus (snake pipefish), 2512 nucleotides long. It is a transcript of the gene crtac1a, whose product is annotated as cartilage acidic protein 1a. The transcript is spliced from 14 exons. Gene Ontology annotation, biological process: axonal fasciculation. NCBI's taxonomy places the organism in Eukaryota, Metazoa, Chordata, Actinopteri, Syngnathiformes, Syngnathidae. The coding region runs from base 144 to 1787 and encodes 547 amino acids. The record is from RefSeq and is a predicted model, not a curated record.